Sphaeramia orbicularis (orbiculate cardinalfish) is the source of this 1545-nucleotide messenger RNA. Its product is annotated as basic proline-rich protein-like. Lineage: Eukaryota; Metazoa; Chordata; Actinopteri; Kurtiformes; Apogonidae. The record is from RefSeq and is a predicted model, not a curated record.
CUCCCUCCCCUUCCUCCCCUUCCUCCCCUUCCUCCUCUUCCUCCCCCUCCUCCCCUUCCUCCUCUCCUUCCUCUUCCUCCUCUUCCUCCCCCUCCUCCCCUUCCUCCUCUCCUUCCUCUUCCUCCUUUUCCUCCCCUUCCUCCUCCCCCUCCUCCUCUCCCUCCCCUUCCUCCUCUUCUUCCUCCUCUCCUUCCUCUUCCUCCUCUUCCUCCUUUUCCUCCCCUUCCUCCUCCUCUCCCUCCUCCUCUCCCUCCCCUUCCUCCUCUCCCUCCUCUUCCUCUUCCUCCCCCUCUUCCUCCUUUUCCUCCCCUUCCUCCUCCUCCUCUCCCUCCUCUUCCUCUCCUUCCUCCUCUCCCUCCCCUUCCUCCUCUCCCUCUUCUUCCUCUUCCUCCUCUCCCUCCUCUCCCUCCUCUUCCUCUCCUUCCUCCUCUCCCUCCCCUUCCUCCUCUCCCUCCUCUUCCUCCUCCUCUUCCUCCUCUCCCUCCUCUUCCUCUCCUUCCUCCUCUCCCUCCCCUUCCUCCUCUCCCUCCUCUUCCUCUUCCUCCCCCUCUUCCUCCUUUUCCUCCCCUUCCUCCUCCUCUUCCUCCUCUCCCUCCUCUUCCUCUCCUUCCUCCUCUCCCUCCCCUUCCUCCUCUCCCUCCUCUUCCUCCCCCUCUUCCUCCUUUUCCUCCCCUUCCUCCUCCUCCUCUUCCUCCUCUCCCUCCUCUUCCUCUCCUUCCUCCUCUCCCUCCCCUUCCUCCUCUCCCUCUUCUUCCUCUUCCUCCUCUCCCUCCUCUCCCUCCUCUUCCUCUCCUUCCUCUCCUUCCUCCUCUCCCUCCCCUUCCUCCUCUCCCUCCUCUUCCUCCUCCUCUUCCUCCUCUCCCUCCUCUUCCUCUCCUUCCUCCUCUCCCUCCUCUUCCUCUUCCUCCCCCUCUUCCUCCUUUUCCUCCCCUUCCUCCUCCUCCUCCUCUUCCUCCUCUCCCUCCUCUCCCUCCUCUUCCUCUCCUUCCUCGUCUCCCUCCCCUUCCUCCUCUUCCUCCCCCUCCUCCUCUUCCUCCCCCUCCUCCUCUCCCUCUUCUUCCUCCUCCUCUUCCUCCCCCUCUUCCUCCCCCUCUUCCUCCCCUUCCUCCUCUUCCUCCCCUUCCUCCCCCUCCCCCUCCUCUUCCUCCCCCUCCUCCUCCUCCUCUCCCUCCUCUUCCUCCCCCUCCUCCUCUUCCUCCCCCUCUUCCUCCCCUUCCUCCCCUUCCUCCUCCUCCUCCUCUUCCUCCCCCUCCUCUCCCUCCUCUUCCUCCCCUUCCUCCUCCUCUUCCUCCCCCUCCUCUUCCUCCCUCCCCUCCUCCUCUUCCUCCCCUUCCUCCUCCUCCUCCUCCCCCUCCUCUUCCUCCCCCUCUUCCUCCUCUCCCUCCCCUUCCUCCUCUUCCUCCUCCUCCUCCUCCCCCUCCUCUUCCUCCCCCUCCUCCCCCUCUUCCUGGGGGGUCACUGUCCCUGCUCUGUGCUUUGUUCCUCCUGUGCUGUACAGCCAACCUCAGCAGCUCUGGAAACACACCAUUAUCAUAUUAUUUAUGA